Molecule: messenger RNA, 3639 nt
Organism: Chelonoidis abingdonii (Abingdon island giant tortoise)
Lineage: Eukaryota; Metazoa; Chordata; Testudines; Testudinidae
Source: RefSeq, a predicted model, not a curated record
GGGGAAGCGUGGGCCUGCUGCGGCUGGUGAGUAACUCUGCCAGGCGCCCCUGCCGCUCCCCCAGCUGACAGCCGCCUACGCUUCACAGUCGGAGCCAGUUUAUCAGGAGAGGGGGAACAGGCACUUUGAAGCUUGUUGCCAUCUCGGUUGCCGUGGCAGCAGCAGUCCUGUGUUUCCUGACAUGGGGAGCGGUGGUGAGUACAGCAGCUGAGCUGAACGAAGAGACGCCCAGGCGAUUCAAUCGAUUGGGGUCCCCGAGGGCCUGUGGGGAGACUCGUGGAUGGGCCUCUGGCACUCCACACCACAGCUGGAUUGCACCUCCUCUGUGUGCCAUAGAUCUGGAUCUGUGAGAUUCCCCUUGGAGGCUCCAGAGAAAGUGCAGUAUGUGAAGCAAACAUCAGUACCUGAGACUAAGCUCCACUGAUGACCCUUCAAGGGCGCGCACCCCCACUCCGUCAUACCACCGGUCCAUAAAUGUCCCACCAGAAGCAGAGCAGCUUUCCUGGCCUGCCGUCCCGGUACAGCAGUGAUGGAUGCUUUCAGCAUGGCACUGACAUGGGGGCCUCAGGCUGGGCUGGCCAGGAUCCCGAGAGCUAUAGAAGAAGCCCAUGGGCAUCUCGACCCUGUUCCGUGUCAGAGCUGGAGAGGAGCUACACAAACAGCUACCCCUUCUCAGGGGUCCCCUUCCGAGGAGAGAACCCUCUGAACGGGACGCCAGGACCCUGGGAGCCCGACCACUCAAACAGCGCAUGGAGAGAGUCCAGCAGGGGCUUUUAUAGCCCCAAGCACAUCGAAAGAGCCAGGUCCUUGAGUCCCUUGCGAGGGAUCCACUCCAUAGAUAGUGGGAUAGUUUUAACCAAUGGCAUGGAAUGUGCCUGGAAACAUUCCAGCCCACCACUCAGAAGGAGGCAUUCUUUAUCUCGUCUCCCGGACUGGGACACAGAAGAAUAUGGUCCCAUGCGGCCAUUGGCUCGACGGGUGUGGAGUGGAUUGGAACUGGACCUGCGGGCAUCUUUACCAGAGAAUGUGCAGAGGACAGCAGGGCUGGGGCCCUCUCUGCGGGACGCUCCUGGGGUGCUAGAGGGACAAGCAGAAGAGCUGCAGAAGAUGGAACUCAACAGGGUGAAGUUUGAGCUGUUUUCCAUUAAGCAGAAGCAGAUGGAGAGCUCCCUCACCCAACUAGAGAAGGAAAAGAGCUGUUUGGACCUGUCCCGCUAUGAAGACCAGAAACAGAGAGGGGACCUGCAAGAGAAGAUCCUUAAUUUGGAGAUGGAGGUGGUGAAGGCCAAAUCCUGCUUAAGCAGAAUGAGCUGCCGCUCGGUCUCCCCAAGUCCCAGCCAGAGGUUGUCUGCGGAGAAGGAGGAGCUGAACCGAGAAAUGACAGCUCUUCAAGAAACCCUGAGUGAUUACAAGGAGCACAUGAAGGUUCUGGAAGCAGAACGGGAUGAAAUGACCCAGCAGCUGAACUCAGCCAAAGAGGGGCAACAGCUGGCUUUCAGCCAGACCAGUGAGGCCAACCAGAGAGUGACAGACUCGCUCCAGGCGACAACAGCACUGCACAAGGAAAUUGGCAGACUCCAAGCGGCUUACAGCAGCACCAGCCGGGAGAAGGAGCUGCUGUCUUCCAAGGUGGCCAGGCUGGAGGAGAGAGUAUCUGAGCUCACCAUGAAGCUGAAGCCUGCCCUGGCCAACAGGGAGAGGUUCCUAAAGGAGAAAGUGGAGCUGCACCAGCAGGUGCAGGAUCUUACCCUACAGUUGGAACACGCACAGUGGAGCCGAGAGGGAUUCAACAGCCAAGUCUCAGACCUCCACCUGGAGCUGGUGAAUGCCGAGGCCCAGGCCAACCACCAGGACCAGGAGAAGGUCCUGAUGAAGGAGGAACUGGUGACUCUCAGACAGGUAAAUGAGCAGCUCUCCUCUGAACUGGGUCAGAGCCACCAGAGACUGGAGACCUCCCUGGAUCAGCUCCAACACCUGGAGGCUGAGAAGAAGAUCCUGACCCAUAGGAUCCAGGCCCUGGAGACUGAGCGCAUGCAGCUGCUGGGUGAACAGGAGGCGCUGAAGUCAGAAAUGCAGAGGGAUCCUGGAGGCCAAGGGACUGAUGUGGCAGCUCUUCAAACGACCUGCGAAGGGCUCAGGGCAUCACAGUCCCUGUUGCAGGCGGACAAGGAAGCCCUGCAGGCUCGCUGCAUGGAGCUGGAGGCUGCCCUGCGGCACAAGCAGGAGGAGUUGUGUGGCCAGCUCGCAGAGCAGCAGCAGGUCUCCCAGCACUGGAAGGACAGAUGGAACCAGGCGGACAUGGCCCUAAAAACCAAAGAGGAGGAACUGGAGCAGGCACAUAUGGCGCGUCAGAGCUUGUCUGCCAAGCAUACUGAGCUCUUGGAAGACUGCGAGCUGCUCCAGGUGGAUGUGGAGGAGCUGGCCGAGCUGAGAGGCACAGUGUGCAGCCUGAAGGAAGAAAACAGAGACUUAAUGAGACAGCUGACGGAGCAGCAACAGGCCACCCAGCUGCUGCAGCUACAGCAAGAGCUGGCUACAAACACAUCUGUACUGGGAUCAGGCUCAGAGAGGACUUCAGAACAAGAGGCCCUUUACAAAGAGAUCCAGGAAACCCACGGCAGGAUAAAGAGGCUGGAGAAUGAAAAAGCUGAGAUGAAGUCCGAGAUCAGGAAGCUGAAGCUGGAUGGCGCUUCCGUCCUGCGGAUUGAACUGGACGCCUGUAAGCAGGAGCUGGAGCUGGAAAAAAGCCGCAGUCAGGCUCUGAAUGGCAAAGUGCAGCUGCUGCAGUCCCGGCACUGGGACAAUGUUGCUCCACCACAUGAGCAGAUCAAGUUCCCAACAGCCUCCAAUACCACAGCAACAUCUGGCUUAGAGAUGGAUUGUCCUGUGUCCUCUCCAAGAAGUUUUCAGAUGUCCAGUCCUCAAGGAGAGCCGUUGGCCCUGGAGAGUCCCCAGGGCUUGAUGGCCUCAGGGGGCCUGUCUGAGGUGGAAAGCCUGAAGCAGAAGCUCCAGAAGGAGACUGCAUCCCGGCAGGAAAAGGAGGCGCUGAUCUGCACUCUGAGAGAGGAAUUAGAAGAACUGAAACUAAAGCAGCCAGGAGACAUCAAGGCCUCCCUGGAGGAAGUAGACACAGAGUUAGUGCUGGUCCGAGAAGAGCUGCAGAAGGUUUGGGGCAUGCUGAAAACACGUGAUAUGGCACUGGAAGAACAACGGCUGGAGUUAGAAUUGUCCAGGAGCCAGUACACUGAAUGCAGCUCAGAGAAGCUGAGACUGGAACAACUCGUCGCCUCUCUGGAGCACCAGCUGGCAGAGAGAGAACAGGCCUUGAGGCACCUUCAACAAGCAAGUGAGAUGGAAAAAAACAAGCUGGAGAUUCAAGCCUCUUCAUUAGAGCUGAAGGGGCUGAGUCGGUGCGCAACCGGCCAAGUCACAAGGAGCCCCCAGGAAAAGAGCCAAACCCUGGAACAGCAGCAUCAGUUGGUGACCGAGCAGCUCAAGGGCUUGUUCAGACAGAGGCAGCAGCUGCAGUCAGGGAACAGAAAGCUGUCAAGAGACCAGAAGGACGAGUGCUCAGUGGAGCAAUGGGUGAAGAACUCUCAAGUGGUAAGAACUGCCUGCCCCGUCCCUGCCUCGCAUUAG